Messenger RNA from Cryptomeria japonica (Japanese cedar), 1207 nucleotides. Its product is annotated as ubiquitin carboxyl-terminal hydrolase 3. Gene Ontology annotation, cellular component: cytoplasm. The record is from RefSeq and is a predicted model, not a curated record. NCBI's taxonomy places the organism in Eukaryota, Viridiplantae, Streptophyta, Pinopsida, Cupressales, Cupressaceae. The coding region runs from base 190 to 882 and encodes 230 amino acids. Gene Ontology annotation, biological process: ubiquitin-dependent protein catabolic process; protein deubiquitination. Gene Ontology annotation, molecular function: cysteine-type deubiquitinase activity. The transcript has 9 exons.
AAUAUCGUGUAUACAAAAACAAAUAGCAUGGUUCACAGACUAUAACAAUCAUUGUCGUUACCGAACCGUUACCCUCAACAUCACCUAUCAAUCUGUCCCUAUAUAUAUUCAAGAAGAGUAAGGAAAGGUUUAUAUAUUGUUGAAACCAAUCACUUCUAUAUACCAGUACAUUUUUUGUUUUACUCUUCAAUGGAUUUGUCUGAGAGGGCAGGCGCUAAGAGGUGGCUUCCUCUGGAAGCUAAUCCUGAAGUCAUUAAUCAGUUUAUGUGGGGCCUUGGUGUUCCUGAAGAAGAAGCAGAGUUCUGUGAUGUUUAUGGAUUUGACGAUGAGCUAUUAGACAUGGUUCCCAAGCCUGUACUGGCCGUACUCUUCCUUUAUCCACUCAAUCAAGCAACCGAGGGAACUGAGGAAGGACAGAAGGAAUCGAGCAGCAAUCUUUAUUUCAUGAAACAAACUGUUGGGAAUGCCUGUGGGACUGUUGGCCUCCUCCAUGCUGUGGCCAACAUUAGAUCAGAAGUUCAUCUAGUUACUGGAUCCUAUUUUGAUAGAUUCUUUACAUCCACUGCAAAUAUGAAUGCUGAGCAGCGUGCUGAGUUCCUUGAAACGGAUACAGAAUUGGAGGAUGCACAUUCCGUUGCAGCUUCUGCGGGCGAUACUACUGCUCCUGAUCUGACUGUCAAUGUGGAUUUGCAUUUUGUUUGCUUCACUUGUGUCGAUGGUCAAUUAUAUGAAUUAGAUGGAAGGAGGUCAGAUCCUGUGUGUCAUGGACCUAGUUCACGUGAAACCUUUUUGAUGGACACUGUCAAAAUCCUUCAAAAUGUUGUCCAGAAAUGUCCCGAUUCAGUGAACUUCAAUGUCAUAGCGUUGUCAAAGAAAACCUGAGCCUGGAUUAGAGAAUGGUGAUGACAUAAAGAUGUCGUGUUGUUUGAUGAAAAAACCAGAAUAUCUGGAGGUAGCUUUAAAUUUUUCAAAUGAUUUCUUUUGCUGGGAAGAGAGCUACAUAGUCUGAAUUCGAGCAGCAAGCUACAAACUCAGCAAAUUUUGCAACUUGAAAAUUAAUAUUAGUACUAUUAUUUGUCUAUAUAAAAUGUGGAAUUAAUCCAUACAAACUCUUAUAGUUAUAAUGAACUAUUGUAUUUGUAGGAAUUAUUGUUUUUUUUUAACUGAAUAAUUUUGGAGAUUUUAUUCUUUAGCUUAAAUUUUGUGA